AUGACUACGUUGGAGAUGCUGCCGGCACGGACUCUGGCCGAGGUGAAUGAGUUUGAAAGUCUUCUCAAACAGAAUACGUCCUUGCAAGAUAUUGUCAACUACACGCUCACUCACCGUGCCCGUUUGGUACGACCCAUAGUCAGCUAUGAUGCUUCGGCCCUGGCAUUGAGUUUCGUCCCUGCCGUGGAAGAUGCAGAUCUAGAAGGCGAUGGAGAGCCAAAAGACAGCUACUCGUACCAGCAUCUACGCAGCGAUCUCUACGAUAUCGUGACUGAAGCUGGGUGCCAGCUAGAGGCACGGUACACUGUGCCAUCGGCGCAUGUUACAAUUGCACGAUUUGUGCGCCCAGUUGGGUGGUCCGAGAAUGAGUCUGAAGAGCCGGGCUUAUUUCGCAAAAGAGCCCAAGACCUGGUGGCUACAAUCGAGGAUAUCAACCAGGAAUUAACAUCAAAUAAUUGGAAGCGAUUUGGCAACCCGUCGCGGGGUGAGUGGAAAGUCGGACAGGAGAAAGGACUGGAGUUGAUGAAGGGCCGGUCCUGGUAUGGAAAAGGCGAGAGUGUUAUUAUGGGCAAGGGCUUCCAAUAA
Penicillium cataractarum is the source of this 585-nucleotide messenger RNA. RefSeq lists its product as uncharacterized. Bases 1 to 585 code for a protein of 194 amino acids. The record is from RefSeq and is a predicted model, not a curated record. Lineage: Eukaryota; Fungi; Ascomycota; Eurotiomycetes; Eurotiales; Aspergillaceae. The transcript has a single exon.